AUGCUAUCAGUACAUUCAAAACAAUCCGAAUUAUAUGAUGUUACACCAUUUCGUAAGAAACUUAUUUUAAAAACAUUAAAUAAUCCUAUUUUCAUAGAAAAAACAUAUAUUCUUUAUAACCCAAAAGAUUUUUUAUCAACAAUAUCAGCAUUUCUUGCACUACUUCCAGUCGAAGUUGUUGUAAUUUACCUAACACUUAUUUAUUGCCGAAGAGAAGUUGAAGUAAUAUUCAUCUAUAUUGGACAAAUAAUUUGUCAUUUUUUGAACAUUCAUCUUAAAGAAGCUAUUCAACAACCACGGCCAAAUCCAUUAAUAAAAGGUUAUGGCAUGCCAAGUAAUCACGCGCAAUUUACAUCAUAUUUUACGGGAUAUUUGAUAUUAUGGCUAUUUUUCAGGCAAAGAUUUAGCACGAUAUUUACCAAAAAUAUAUUACGUGCGAAACAUAAUUGUUCUUGUUUUCCUUUUAAUAUCUGUUUAGUAUAUCUUAAAUAUCAUACAAUAUCGCAAGUAAUAGUUGGUGCUUUAGUCGGAACAGCAUUUUCUGCUAUAUGGUUUUUCCUUGUUUCGAUUAUACGCCGUUCAGGAAUAGUAAACUGGCUACUUUAUUCAAAGAUAAAUACAUAUUUUUAUAUCAAGGAUACGAUGAACGAGGAACACCAAUUAUUGCAAAAGGAAUGGCAGGAUUGGAAGCAGAAACAAGCAAUACAACAGAAAAAAAUAGUAUCCAUACAGUCAUAA
Molecule: messenger RNA, 738 nt
Organism: Pneumocystis carinii B80
Lineage: Eukaryota; Fungi; Ascomycota; Pneumocystomycetes; Pneumocystales; Pneumocystaceae
Exons: 4
Coding region: 1-738 (245 amino acids)
Biological process (GO): lipid biosynthetic process; protein N-linked glycosylation
Cellular component (GO): intracellular membrane-bounded organelle; endoplasmic reticulum membrane
Molecular function (GO): dolichyldiphosphatase activity
Source: RefSeq, a predicted model, not a curated record